GUGUUUAUCUCAAUGAAGGUGUUAUUUGUUAGAUUAUACCUCGCAAUUUCUGAGAUCUGUGGAUCGAACAUGCAAAAAAAAAAUCCCCGUCCACGGCCUUCCGAUCCCCACUGCCCCAUGCCAUUCUCGGCGAGAAAGAAUUCCCCCGGAUACCUCUCCAUUUCGUGAUCAGCAUGAAAGAAUUUCCCCCAAUUCGUCUCCAGUUCGGACCUAGGGUUUCCAGCGAUGUGAACCUCUCCCCUUCUCCGGGAGCGACGCCGGCGAGAAGAAACACUCGGAAUUGUAUAUAGGACCGGGAGGGCGGAGAUGUGAGCUCCGGCCGGCGGGGAGAUGGCUCGGGACGAUGCGGCGGUCGCUGUGGCAGAUGAGCAGAGCGCGCUCAAGAAGAAGACGGCGGUGUCGGGGAGCUGGAUGCUGUUGGAUUGCACCGGGAAAGGGACGAUUCUGGAUGUCGACAAGUAUGCGAUCAUGCACCGGGCUCAGAUCCAUGCUCGGGACCUGAGGAUCUUGGAUCCUCUCCUCUCGUACCCUUCCACCAUCUUGGGACGGGAGAGGGCCAUUGUUCUCAAUCUUGAGCACAUCAAGGCAAUAAUCACUGCAGAAGAGGUGUUACUUAGGGAUCCAAUGGAUGAAAAUGUUAUUCCAAUAGUUGAAGAGCUUCGCAAUCACUUACCCCCUGCAAAUGUUCACCAAGUGCAUGAGGAUGGGAGAGAAAACUUGAGUGGGCAACAUGAGGAAGCUGCAGAAGAAGAUGUGUCUCCAUUUGAAUUUCGGGCCCUUGAAGUUGCUCUGGAAGCAAUUUGCAGCUUUCUUGGUGCACAGACCACGGAACUUGAGACUGCUGCAUACCCAGCAUUAGAUGAACUGACUGCCAAGAUUAGCAGCCGUAACUUGGACAGAGUUCGGAAGCUGAAGAGUGCAAUGACUAGAUUGACUGCUCGGGUUCAAAAGGUAAGAGAUGAGCUUGAACAAUUACUGGAUGAUGAUGAUGAUAUGGCAGAUCUUUGCCUGUCAAGAAAAUUGGCUGGAGCAUCCUCCCGUAUCAGUUGUUCUGGUGCUCCCAGCUGGUUCCCUGGUUCACCGACAAUAGGCUCAAAGAUAUCUAGAGCAAGCAGGACGAGUGCAGCAACAAUACAUGGAAAUGAAAAUGAUGUUGAGGAGAUGGAAAUGUUACUAGAGGCAUACUUCAUUCAAAUUGAUGGCACACUGCACAGAUUGAUCACACUUCAUGAAUAUAUAGACGACACAGAGGACUACAUCAAUAUCCAGCUUGAGAACCAUCGAAAUCAAUUGAUACAGUUGGAGUUGUUUUUAAGUUCAGGCACAGUUUGCCUCUCAAUUGGUGCACUAGUUUGUGGGAUAUUUGGAAUGAAUCUCCCAUACUCAUGGAAGCAUAACCAUGGAUAUCUAUUCAAAUGGGUGAUCAUCAUCUCAGGACUAGUAUGUGCUAUUCUUUUCAUCUUAAUUUUUGCUUAUGCUCGCCGCAAGGGUCUUGUUGGAUCCUGACCAUUAUGGAGGUACACAACUAAGGAGCUAAAAUGUCAACCCUCUUCUCCAAACAAUCAACAAAAUUGACACCGGGUUUCUUGUGCCAGGGCUUAUUUACCAUCCAUUACAAUGACCUACUUCCAUUGCUGGACCAAUCCAUCUUUUAUACCCACUUCCUUGCCUGUAUAAUGAGAGUUCCAAGUUUCUGUUGGAUUAAGAGAUCAAAAGUUGGGGACAGGGUUUAGCACUCUUGACCAAAAACUCCAGUUUCCAGUUUUCAUGGUCUAAGCAAACUUCACAACUGUUGUUGUAUUAUUCAUUCAUAAACAUGUCAAUUUAUGAAUUUUCCUUGUCAGAUAAUCUAUUUCAGCAUGCAGGUUAAAGCAGCAAAUAUAUAUGUUGUAUAAAUAAGUUCAGAUAUUUUACAGCUAACUUAUCAAAGACAUGUUAGCAAAAUGUUUGUAUAUUUUCAUUGCUACCGUAAGACAGAAUAAAAGAAAAGCUCGUCAUGCUGUGGAAGUAGUUGCUU
Messenger RNA from Elaeis guineensis (African oil palm), 2017 nucleotides. Its product is annotated as magnesium transporter MRS2-I. The record is from RefSeq and is a predicted model, not a curated record. Gene Ontology annotation, cellular component: membrane. Gene Ontology annotation, molecular function: magnesium ion transmembrane transporter activity. Gene Ontology annotation, biological process: magnesium ion transport; transmembrane transport. Lineage: Eukaryota; Viridiplantae; Streptophyta; Magnoliopsida; Arecales; Arecaceae.